Molecule: messenger RNA, 276 nt
Organism: Colletotrichum costaricense
Lineage: Eukaryota; Fungi; Ascomycota; Sordariomycetes; Glomerellales; Glomerellaceae
Exons: 2
Coding region: 1-276 (91 amino acids)
Source: RefSeq, a predicted model, not a curated record
AUGACCCCAGUCUCACUCAUCCUCACCCUUAGCCGCGCUGCGAACGAGGGAAGAGCCGCUGCCGCCACUAGCUGCAUGGGAUGUAGCUGUUCGCUAGCUGGCGGAGAGCUGAAGGGAGCGCAAAGUUGCAUCUCCAUGGAGAACGGCGAACCGCGAAAGAUGGGCAUCGAGGUUGCCCAGUCAUACUGGAUAGAUGGAAAUUCCAGCGUUCUCGCUCUAUGCCGAGGUAUUCCUGAUGAGAAGCGGCAACAUGGGAAUCUGAAAUUUCAGCCUUGA